Messenger RNA from Penicillium diatomitis, 741 nucleotides. RefSeq names its product protein-L-isoaspartate O-methyltransferase. Gene Ontology annotation, molecular function: protein-L-isoaspartate (D-aspartate) O-methyltransferase activity. The record is from RefSeq and is a predicted model, not a curated record. Gene Ontology annotation, biological process: protein modification process. The transcript is spliced from 2 exons. Gene Ontology annotation, cellular component: cytoplasm. Bases 1 to 741 code for a protein of 246 amino acids. Lineage: Eukaryota; Fungi; Ascomycota; Eurotiomycetes; Eurotiales; Aspergillaceae.
AUGGCGUGGUACUGUUCCGGAUCCACCAACACCGAGUUGGUCGAGAACCUCUUCAAGGCCGAAUUGAUCAAGAAUGAACGUGUCAAGGAGGCCAUGCUAGGUGUCGAUCGAGCCCACUACGCCCCCUCCCGCCCAUACUUCGAUUCCCCACAAUCCAUCGGCCACGGCGCCACCAUCUCCGCUCCACACAUGCACGGACACGCCUGCGAGUAUCUCAUCGACCAUCUCUACCCCGGCGCACGCGUGCUCGACAUCGGGUCCGGAUCGGGCUAUCUCACGCACGUCCUGGCUAACCUAGUCAUCAAGCCCGGACAGACAGGCCAGGACCCGAAUCAAGGCCGCGUGAUCGGGAUCGACCACAUCCCCGAACUUGUCGAUCUCGCUCGCUCCAACAUGAACAAGUCCAAGGAGGGUCAACGACUGCAACAGCUUGGACUCGUCCAGUUUAUCACGGGAGACGGCCGACUCGGGUGGGAGGCCGAGGCGCCGUAUGAUGCGAUACAUGUUGGCGCGGCGGCGGAGGAGAUGCAUCCUGUGCUGAUUGAACAGUUGCGAGCGCCGGGCCGGUUGUUUAUCCCGGUGGAAUCGGAGUAUACUGCGACUGAGACGGCUCUGAGUUACCUGGGAAUUGGGCAUGGAGGGCAGUGGAUCUGGGUGGUGGAUAAGAAGGCGGAUGGAUCGGUGCAGAAGGAGAAGGUCUUUCAGGUGAGAUAUGUGCCAUUGACGGAUGCGCCACGGUAG